Molecule: messenger RNA, 1356 nt
Organism: Cinclus cinclus
Lineage: Eukaryota; Metazoa; Chordata; Aves; Passeriformes; Cinclidae
Gene: MXRA8
Product: matrix remodeling associated 8
Exons: 11
Coding region: 1-1305 (434 amino acids)
Biological process (GO): cell adhesion; establishment of glial blood-brain barrier
Cellular component (GO): membrane; cell surface
Source: RefSeq, a predicted model, not a curated record
AUGGAGCAACUUGCAAAACUCCUCCUGUGGCAAAUUUUGCUUCAGCAAAGUAAAAUUUUGCUGCUUGGCUCCGAUGCCUCCAACCCCUCCAGCGUGGUGGUGUCUGUGCUGAACAUCAGCGCUGUGCUGGGCUCCCAGGCUGUGCUGCCCUGCAAGAGCCACCGCAUGGUUUGGACCCAGGACCGCCUCAACGACCGGCAGCGCGUGGUGCACUGGGACCUGCUCAGCUCCUACUAUGGGGACAGCAGGAUGGAGAGGCUCUGUGACAUGUACUCGGCUGGGGACCAGCGUGUCUACAGCUCCUACAACCAGGGCAGGAUCCUCAUGCCCGAGAAUGCCUUUGCAGAUGGGAAUUUCUCGCUGGUGAUUAAAGGUGUUGCAGAGAGCGAUGAAGGCACAUAUUCCUGUAAUCUUCACCAUCACUACUGCCACUUGUACGAGACUGUGAAAAUCCAGCUGGUCGUUGCCAAGAGAGCACCAGCAGAGCCUGCAUACUGGGACGGCGAGAAGCCGGUGCUGGUGGCCCCGGAGGGCAGCACGGUGACUCUGCCGUGUGUGAACCGCCAGCACAUCUGGACGGAGCGGCACAGCGAGGAGGAGCAGCAGGUCGUGCACUGGGACCGGCAGCCCCCCGGCGUGCCCCAGGACCGCGCUGACCGCCUGGUGGAUCUGUACGCGUCCGGAGAGCGCCGCUCCUACGGACCGCUCUUCCUGCGGCAGAAGAUGAACGUGAGCCGCGGAGCCUUCGCCCUCGGGGAUUUCUCCCUGCGGAUCUCGCACCUGGAGAGCGCCGAUGAAGGCACCUAUUCCUGCCACCUGCACCACCACUACUGCGGGCUGCAUGAGCGCAGGAUCUACCACGUGUCCGUGAUGGAGCCGCAGAGGGAGACGAAGGUGGUGAACCUGACCAGGCACGGGACAGCCCCGGCUGCAGAUCCAAACGUGGUCAGGGGCCACAAUGUCAUCAAUGUCAUCAUCCCUGAGAGCAGGAUGCACUUUUUCCAGCAGCUGGGUUACAUCCUGGCCACUCUGCUGCUCUUCCUCGUCCUCCUCAUCAUCGUGGUCCUGGUGACGCGCAGGCGCCGGCAGAGAGGUUAUGAGUACAACGUGAAGAAAUAUGGCGAGAAGGAUGUGAAUCUUAAAGAGUUUACAGUGGACACGACAGAUCUGACCCCACACAGAAGUGAAGACAUCAGGCUGGAUUACAAAAACAACAUCCUGAAGGAGAAGGCUGAGCAAGCCAGAAGCUUCCCAGCAAAGAACAUUGAUUUAGACAAAGAUUUCAGGAAGGAAUAUUGUAAAUGAAGAUACUCCCAAGCUGCUGGCUGGACCAGAAGCUUCCAUCAGAGAUAGAUA